This is a messenger RNA of Polyodon spathula (Mississippi paddlefish), 1047 nucleotides long. RefSeq names its product doublesex- and mab-3-related transcription factor 1-like. Gene Ontology annotation, cellular component: nucleus. The record is from RefSeq and is a predicted model, not a curated record. Lineage: Eukaryota; Metazoa; Chordata; Actinopteri; Acipenseriformes; Polyodontidae. Gene Ontology annotation, biological process: regulation of transcription by RNA polymerase II; sex differentiation. Gene Ontology annotation, molecular function: RNA polymerase II cis-regulatory region sequence-specific DNA binding; DNA-binding transcription factor activity, RNA polymerase II-specific. Bases 61 to 1047 code for a protein of 328 amino acids. The transcript is spliced from 5 exons.
CAGAACGUCACAGACAAUCCUCUGGUACAGGAAAGGCAAAGUGACAUCGGCCUGGAGAUAAUGAACACGGUCACGGAUUGCUAUCUUCCCCUAAACUCUAAAAGGAAGCAUAGAGAGAACUGCAAAUCGCCGGCCAAGCGUCCCCAAGACAUGCAUAACGGCAGUGAUAGCGAGCAAGAUGGGCAGUUACUGGAUUGUGCGGGUCUGUCUGCUUCACCAACCGGCAAAAAGCCCCCUCGGAUGCCAAAGUGUUCUCGCUGCAGGAACCACGGCUAUGUGUCUCCCCUGAAGGGCCACAAGAGAUUCUGCACUUGGAGAGACUGCCAGUGUCAGAAAUGCAAACUGAUUGCAGAACGACAGAGAGUCAUGGCGGCCCAGGUAGCACUGAGGAGACAGCAGGCACAGGAGGAGGAGCUGGGCAUUUGCCACCCUGUUCCACUUCCAAACACAGAUCUGGUCAUCAAAAGCGAAGGCACUGGAAACAGCUCCUGCUUGUUUGUUCCAGGGGGAGAGUCCCCGCCUUCAGCCUCAGCCAGCACAGCACCAUCAUCUUCAGUUACAGAGAGCCGUGCCAAUCUGCAAGAUAGUCCAUCUGCCACCAGUAGAGGGCACACGGAGAGCACACCUGAGUUGAUUGUUGAUUCAUCCUACUACAGCAACUUCUACCAGCCACCCCACUACCCAGCUUACUACAACAACCUGUACAACUACCAGAGUUACCAGAUGCAAAACAAUGAGAGCCGGUUGUCCGGCCACAACGUGACACCUCAGUACCGGAUGCAUUCGUAUUACUCUGCAGCCUCUUACCUGGGCCAGGGCCUCGGCACUGCUGCCUGUGUGCCUCAGCUCUUCACCCUGGAAGACACCCCAACCUACACCGAGCCAAAGACAAGCAUAUUUUCGCCAUCAAGUAGCCAUGAUUCGGGACUCGCCUGUCUGUCCAUCAGCUCCCUGGUUGGCUCUGAAAGCACUAAGCAAGAGUGCGAAACCAAUUCUGAGUCUGGAGCCUUCACUGUGGAUUCUAUCAUUGAGGGGUCCAGUGAGUAA